CGGAGCUAGGCCACGACGGUGCGCACGCGCAAAUAAUACAUCCGGUGUGGUCGUCUGGUCUUCAUCCGAGUAUCUUGUGUGCAGUCAUGUCGGCGUCGGUAGUGUCAGUCAUUUCGCGGUUCUUAGAAGAGUACUUGAGCUCUACUCCGCAGCGUCUGAAGUUGCUGGACGCGUACCUGCUGUAUAUACUGCUGACCGGGGCGCUGCAAUUCGGUUACUGUCUCCUCGUGGGGACCUUCCCCUUCAACUCUUUUCUCUCGGGCUUCAUCUCUUGUGUGGGGAGUUUCAUCCUAGCGGUGUGCCUGAGAAUACAGAUUAACCCACAGAACAAAGCGGACUUCCAAGGCAUCUCCCCAGAGCGCGCCUUUGCUGAUUUUCUCUUUGCCAGCACCAUCCUGCACCUUGUUGUCAUGAACUUUGUUGGCUGAAUCAUUCCCAUUUACUUAAUUGAGGAGCAGGAGACUGAAAGAAUGUUCACUCUUUGAAUUUCCUGGAUAAGAGUUCUAGAGAUGGUAGCUUGUUGGGCACAUGGAUUUUCUUCAGAUUUGCACUUACUGCUAGCUCCGAUUUUUAUGCAGGAGAAAAAUCCAGAGUUCACUCUGUAGCAGAACAACUUUGUAACACACAUGUAUUAAUCUAACCUCUGCCUUUCGUUAAAUGUAACCUUUUGCCUUUGAAAUUAAAGAACUCCAUGCAUCUCCU
This is a messenger RNA of Saimiri boliviensis boliviensis (Bolivian squirrel monkey), 702 nucleotides long. RefSeq names its product defender against cell death 1 (gene DAD1). NCBI's taxonomy places the organism in Eukaryota, Metazoa, Chordata, Mammalia, Primates, Cebidae. The record is from RefSeq and is a predicted model, not a curated record. Gene Ontology annotation, biological process: protein N-linked glycosylation. Gene Ontology annotation, cellular component: membrane; oligosaccharyltransferase complex.